UGAUCAAGCACCAUCUUUGCUAGGGAAACCCCACAAAGGGCUUGCUCCCUAUGUGGGUAUUUUACCAGUAACACUUUAUAUCUCUCUAUAAUCAUACAAUGAUGCAUGUUCGAAUUCGUACACUUUCGUAUCAAAAUUCAUUUCUUUUUUUAAUGGAAGAAAGGUGCAGCACGGCAAACCAUCACAUAUAACUACGUAUAAUUUCUUUUUUCUUUCUCAUAUAUACACCUCCAAGUAUUAUUAUUACUCAUUCUCAACUCGACUUGCUUCUCAGCUACCCUGUCUUGUCAACCAUUUAAUAUUAGGCUCCAAAAGAGAGGCUCUUCCCAUUUAUUUCUACACUAUAUAAACCCUUCUUUCACUGUCUCCACACCACUACCCCCACCUCCUCAUCCUCUUCUUCUUCCUUCUCACUUCCGCAUCAAUUUAUCUCUCUCUCUCUCUCUGUGUCUGUGGCUGUGUGUGUGAUACACGUAUAUAUACAUGAAGAAUAUGCAGAGGAAGUUUCUAAAGGCAUGCUGUAACAAGUGGAGUAAGACGGAGAGUAGAGUCAUACCGUGUGCGGGAUGUGAGCACUGCUGCCAGUGGGGUUUGUGGGCUUCCUCGCAUGAAGGGAAGUCAAUACCAAGAGAUGUCCCAAAGGGUCAUUUAGUGGUUUAUGUGGGGGAAAACUACAAACGGUUUGUGAUCAAACUUAGCUUACUUCACCACCCACUCUUCAGGGCAUUGCUGGAUCGGGCUCAGGAUGAAUAUGACUUUACUGCUGAUUCCAAACUCUGCAUUCCCUGUGAGGAGAGCAUUUUCCUUGAUGUUGUUCGAUGUGCUAGCUUUCCACAGGGUUCAAGAACCUGCCUGUGUCUCUGAGAAUUCAUUCAAUAGAGAGCUCUGAUUAAUUCUUGUUCCUUGAGGCUUAAGCUAAUGCUAAAGCAUAACCCAUUAAUUAUAUGCUGUAUACCAUAUGUAGUUACUGUAAUAUAACAAUUUCUCUGCCUGAUCAUAAUUGCAAUUCCAUUUGAUAAUGGUAAA
Messenger RNA from Hevea brasiliensis (rubber tree), 1026 nucleotides. RefSeq names its product auxin-responsive protein SAUR50. Lineage: Eukaryota; Viridiplantae; Streptophyta; Magnoliopsida; Malpighiales; Euphorbiaceae. Gene Ontology annotation, biological process: response to auxin. Bases 484 to 864 code for a protein of 126 amino acids. The record is from RefSeq and is a predicted model, not a curated record. The transcript has a single exon.